Colletotrichum acutatum is the source of this 972-nucleotide messenger RNA. Its product is annotated as Tannase/feruloyl esterase. The annotation marks the transcript as partial. The record is from RefSeq and is a predicted model, not a curated record. Lineage: Eukaryota; Fungi; Ascomycota; Sordariomycetes; Glomerellales; Glomerellaceae. The transcript has a single exon.
AUCGUCGCCGGAGCCCCGGCCUUCUCCUUCAACAACCUCACCUCCUGGAGUUGCCACUUCCUUCCCCUCACCGGCCAGCAGGGCGCCGACACCUUUAUCCCCAUGACCAUGUGGCCGACCAUCCACGACGAUAUCCUGGCCCAGUGCGACGAGCUGGACGGCGUCAAGGACGGCUUCCUCGAGUCCCCCGACCUCUGCGACUACAAGCCCGAAAGCCUCCUCUGCGGCGUCAACAACAACCAGACAGACGCCUGCCUCACCCAGAGACAGGUUGAGACCCUCCGCGGUAUCUACGCGCCCCUCAUCGACGCCUCCGGCGACCUUGUCUACCCGCGUAUGCAGCCCGGUGCCGAGCUCAGCGGCGCACCGCAGACUUACUUCAACGGGCAGCCCUUUGGCGCCUCUGACUGGUUCAAGUACGCGAUCCUGAACGAUUCGACCUGGGACCCGGCUACUAUCACCCCCGAGGACUACGUGCGCUCAUCGAGCCUGAACCUCUUCAACGUCGAGACCUGGGACGGCGACCUGUCCCCCUUCCAGAACCGCGGUGGAAAGCUCCUGCACUACCACGGCCUCAUCGAUGGCACCAUUUCCAGCGACAACUCGCCCAGGUACUACGAGCACGUGUCUCAGACGAUGGGUUUGGCUCCAGCCGAGCUGGAUGAGUUUUACCGUCUGUUCCGUAUUUCCGGCCUCGCACACUGCAGCGGCGGAACCGGAGCUGCGUUCAUCGGUAACCAGGCCAGGAACAUGGCGAGCCUUGACCCAGAGGAGAACGUCCUCAUGGCUAUGGUUCGCUGGGUAGAGGAAGGUAUUGCUCCUGAGACUGUUACCGGUACCGCUUUCGUGAACAACACGGUGAGUGCUGGCGUCGACUACAAGCGUCGCCACUGCCGCUGGCCGACGCGUAACGUCUUCAAGGGAACUGGGGACUACAAGGAUGAGAACAACUGGGAAUGUGUGCCGAUCUAA